Molecule: messenger RNA, 2280 nt
Organism: Macrobrachium nipponense
Lineage: Eukaryota; Metazoa; Arthropoda; Malacostraca; Decapoda; Palaemonidae
Exons: 4
Coding region: 446-904 (152 amino acids)
Source: RefSeq, a predicted model, not a curated record
CUGGGGACGGGCUCGUGACGCUCUCAGGAUGUUCUGAAUUGUGCUUUACUUCGUGAGAGAAAAUGGACAGUCAGGAAAGCUCUCUGCAUGCAGGACGAAGUAAUUUUCCAUAUAUAAUUCUAAAUUUUAUAUAAAGGUGAAAAUUUAAGUCACAUCAUCUUCUCAAAAUAUUUUUAGAUGAGUAGAACAUGACGGAAACGGAAUCUAUAGACUACGGGUUGUAACCGUAUUGGUUGCCAGAGGCAAGAUACAAAUACAGAGAAGAAAAGACUUGUAGUUAUACGAACUAUUCUCGGCGCAAUGAAAAAGAAAAAAAUAAACAUGUGACCGGCAUUAGAUUUAGUUAUUGGUGAAAGUAGAAAUACCUUUAUUUAUAUCAGUGUCUGACAGAGAAUUCUCCCUGAAAUGUCAAGCGAACCUUCCAGAUGUACGACAACUUUCCGAAAUGAGCAACGACAGAGAAUCGACAAAUAGAAUUAACUACGUUCUGGGACCAGAAGGCCAGACGGUUGUCGUAGUUCCUCCAGAAACAAUUACAGACGAGAACGAAGAGGAUUCAUCCACAUGCAUCGCUUGGCUGAUUGUCCUGGCUUGUUUCGCGAUUACUUUCUAUAUUACUGGACUCAUUUUCGCAAUCGUAGAUAGUUCAGUGGGUUACAAUAUAUUUGUGGAUGUCCACAGAGCCACCAUUACGGCGACUCAUAUAUUCAUUGGAACUGCAGGUUUUUUGACGAUAGUCUGCCUACUUGGCUGGAAAUAUGUUGAAAUGCGAAAAGAAGAGAGUAUCAGGCGUCUCAUGUACACUUACGACACAGAGACGGAACUGAGGAGAAAUCAGAAGAUGCUACGUAGGACUCAUCUUGCAUCUGGCGUUCUGCCGGGAGACACUCUCUAUCUACGGUGAUGUGGCGUUCCUUCACGGAGACGAAGCUAUUCUCCGUGUGCAGGGUUGUACCGUAUGCGUUACUUAAAGAUCUCUGCAGCGUCCCUUCGGCCACUACUAGCUGCAACGCCUUUCAUUCGUUUUACUGUACUUAUGCUCACAUUCUCUUUCUUCCAGUUUCCUCAACCCUCUCCUAAUCAUGGUUUCAAAGUGCAACUACAAGGUUUUCCUCCUGUUACAGUUUUCAAACCUUUUUACUCUCAGUCUUCCUUUCAGCAUUGAUUGACUUCAUAAUCGAUCCCAGAACUUGGCCUUUUUGCUUGAAUUUUAUGUCCCAUCCUUCCAUCCUCAGUGUGUAUCGAUACCUGUGUAAUUAUAGCCUCCUCAAGUACGAGUACCAAUAUUGACACUUUAAUCAUCACCUCCUAGAUGAAAAGUUGUAAAUUCACUGGUACUCAACUUUUAAAACCACUUUUGGAGUAUUUGGUCAAUGAUGAUGUAUAUUACCACGAUAGUGAAAAGAUAGUUUAGGAAGAGAUUUUAUGACGCAAAUGACCAUGAUUUACUUGUCUUCAGCUUCCUGGAAAGUUGACGAUAGUAAGUAGGGGACUUACGGGUUUUAGAUUGAUCUGCAAUCUGUCAUUAAAACGUAUUUAUUUAACUGAGCAUUUCCCCGUCUGUAAAUCUUUUAUGUUAUUACAGAAGAUAAUUUUUUUUAUUAACGAUAUUGAAUUAUGUAUACAGCCUAUUGAUGAAUGCCUUAAUCAAUAGAAUUUAAUGUCCACAAAAAAUCAUACUACCUGAGAUACCACCUCGUUCGUUCAUAACACAAUAACCAUCAUUAACUUGCACCUUUGCCAUAGUAUAAGAAGCAGCUCACGACAUCAAAAUACCUAUGAAAGUUUGAAUACACUCAUUUAAAACUGAAUAUUUUCAUAUUUAGAUUUAUAUCGCCUACAGUUCGAGGCUUAAUCCUCUUUUCCCGGUCUCCUUCAGAAUAAAUGAUGAUUGGAAAUUAUAAUAUAACCUUUCCGUAACUGUAAGAAAUAUUCCAAUGGCAGCAUAUCUGUUUAAUGGAAAUUUAUUUAUAUAUCAAUAUGUAUCUUUCUCCCUGUCAUAAGACUGGAAUUUCUCCUUGGAUUAUUUUUUCUUUGCUAUGAAUGCCAGCAACCCAUUCAUACAUGAUGCAACUUAUUAAUAGAUGAAAAUACAAUCAUGAUUAGUCAUCAAGAAAAUAAUGUUACCUAGCACUAUGUUCUUUCAUCAAAUGGGGUUCCUUGUUCCAAGGUACCAUAUUUGUAAGUAUAAUAAGGCUACUCUUCCAGGUCUCAUAUUGCGGCUGGUGAAUUUCAUAUCUAAUAUGAGUGAUCUCUGAGUAUCUUUGUUCUACUAGUUAA